Quercus lobata is the source of this 888-nucleotide messenger RNA. RefSeq lists its product as uncharacterized. The transcript has a single exon. The coding region runs from base 1 to 888 and encodes 295 amino acids. NCBI's taxonomy places the organism in Eukaryota, Viridiplantae, Streptophyta, Magnoliopsida, Fagales, Fagaceae. Gene Ontology annotation, molecular function: RNA-DNA hybrid ribonuclease activity; nucleic acid binding. The record is from RefSeq and is a predicted model, not a curated record.
AUGAGUAGAAGCUGGGAUAGGGAUGUUGUGGCUGGUUUCUUUGCUCCUUUGGAAGCUGACUUGAUACUAAAAAUCCCACUUAGCCCUACAAACGUUGAAGACACACUCAUUUGGCCCCAUGUUUCCAAUGGAGUGUAUACGGUGAAGUCGGGUUAUAGGUUCUUCGUUCAAGAAAAAGCUGGUUCAUGGCCUUCUCUUCAAGCUCAGGCAGAUACUCCAAGUGUUUGGCGUCGGAUAUGGGGGCUUUUGGUGCCGAACAAAGUAAAAAACUUCCUAUGGAGGGCGUGUAAGGAAGCUUUACCAGUGAAGACUAAUCUGGUUCGUAGGAAAGUCUUAACCGAAGACAUUUGCUGCCACUGUAAUUUGAAAGCAGAAGAUGGAGUCCAUGUGUUGUGGGAUUGUGCUAACCUUUCGGCCAUUUGGGAAGCUGACACUUUAUGGCUGUUUUGCAGGUCAAAAAAGUUUACAAACUUCUAUGAGUUAGUAGGCUUCGUGUUGGAGAAUGGUAGGAAUCUUGAACUGUUUGCAUUUUUGGCGUGGACGAUCUGGUCUAGGUGCAACCAGCUCCGAACAAGUAACAAGCCUUAUCUGCUCUCUCAAGUCUUCCCUUCAGCCAAACAGUUGCUCCAAGAUUUCACUCAAGCUCAACUAGCUAUUUCUAAUCUUUUGCCUCGACCACAAAGGCAACCACCCAAAUGGGAGCCUCCUCUUUCACCCUUAUUAAAGAUCAAUUUUGAUGGAGCCGUGUUUAAGGAUAAGGGCGAGGCUGGAAUAGGAGUGGUUGUACGUGAUUCGCAUGGGAUGGUCAUUGCCUCAUUGGCAGAAAACAUUAAGCUCUCAUCCUCAUCAGAUGAAGUGGAAGCAUUAGCAGCAGUCCGAGCCGUCUAG